UCGGCAUGUCCCCCGCAUUACUCCGGCGGCAAUUUGCUCCAAUAUCAUGUUUCAUUUAGGUGAAUCUCGGCUGCUUUUAUCAGAGCAUUUGCAGGAUAUCGCGCGUCAUAUUCCCCAGCUGUUCGAUCCUGGUCUUUACCAGAUCACCUCAAAAUGUCCACAUACAAAGGUCAAACGCCAUCCGACCUCAAGGUCGACCCCCGCAUUGUUCCGUUCUUUGAACGAUUCUACGCCGUGUCUGAUGAUCCAGAGGCCCAUGAAGAAUAUGCCCAGUCUUUCGUGCCCGACGCCGACUUCGCCAUGGGGGCCAAAAAGAUUGUUGGCUAUGACGGGAUCCUCGAGCUGAGACACGGUUUGUGGGCAGGCCCUGUCAAGUCCCGCAAACAUAGCCUCACCAAGAUCUUUCCGUUUGGUGGUGGGAGCAACGAACUUAUGCUGUACGGGACUGUGGCCUACGGGUUGAAGAAUGGAAAGGAAGUCACCGUUGACUGGGCCGCGAGGGCUGUCAUGGCAGAGCACCAGGAUGCUUUGAAGUUUAAGCUCUAUCAGGUCUACGUGGAUUCCACGCCUGUCGCCAAUGCGGCUAAGGAGUAACAGGAGAACUGGUGACUCCCACGUGUUCCAUCAGAAUCACAAGCUUCGCCAGAUCUGCCAGGCAAUUGUCCUGGGCUCCUAGAUAAUGCAUAACCAU
Exophiala viscosa is the source of this 691-nucleotide messenger RNA. RefSeq lists its product as uncharacterized. The transcript has 3 exons. The record is from RefSeq and is a predicted model, not a curated record. Bases 154 to 594 code for a protein of 146 amino acids. Lineage: Eukaryota; Fungi; Ascomycota; Eurotiomycetes; Chaetothyriales; Herpotrichiellaceae.